AACACAGUAGAAUUAGGCUAGCAGUUAGCCCACUGAAGCUCACGUUGGCGUGUCGUAGUUCAUUUUUUGUGCUAGGUUAAGCGGUGUCUCUGGCCACGCAUAGACCUGGCACUGACAAACGACAGGGAGUUCAUUCAUCUCUGGUUGUCUGGGAUGUAUGAAUGGAUAGUUGACGGAAUCUCAUCGCUCUUCGUGCCAUUUUCUGGGGGUAAAUCAAAGAACUGGCCUUGGAACGGCGGUGAAUCAGAAACCGCGGGGACUGCGGACCACCAGAGACAGGAGAACUGCAACAACAGGCCAGCGAAACGCAAUUAUGAAAGUGUCCACUCUCCCGAGGCCACAGUGGAACCAGUGGAAAUCAAGAGACCCAAGAGAGAUGUGAUAUUGAGCACUGUGAAGAAGACUCUCGCAGGAGUUGCUGGCUUUCUCCGACUGCAGAACCGCAAACCCAACCUGCAACAUGACAAGCCGCUCCACAAGAGAGCCCCGCUGCGGCCGGUGGUGCUAGCGGGGAUAGACGAGAUUCCCAGCACCAACUUUAGCAUGCGGAUCCUGAAUGGGAAUGUAAAAAUGGAUAAAGUGAGAGAGGGAGGGAGUGGCGGGCAAGAGAAGAGCUCGUCUGCACUAGGCCUGGGACCCCUGACUCUCACCAGGAAGCCAGAUAGUGGACCCAUGGUGUUUCGGGGUGCCCCUCAGAACCCCAGCCGGAACCAGCGCCACUCACUGCCGCUUCUGCCCUCCCGUCCUGCCCUGGCCGCGGGGUCAGCGGCAUCAGACCUGCCCCUGCCCACGCACCCACACAAGCCCUGCCUCACCGUGGAGGAGGCCCUGAAGGAAAGUGAUCGAGAGCAGUACCUGAGGCUGGUCGAGAUGGUGUCAGACAAGUACAGCAAGAGCAGACCGCUCCCCUUCGCCCAGAUCAAGCCUCUCACGGCUCCCGUGACUGUGGAUGGACAGGAGCAGACCGUGCUGGGGAGAACGCUGGACAAGAGCAGCUCCAAACUUGGCCCACUAAGAGCUACCCCAAGGGAGUCUGUGUGGAGGGAUACAAAGCAACCUAAAGACAGGAGUGCUGAAGGAAGCCUGAGUAAGCCAAUUGGAGACCUGAAAAGCAAGAGAGCGGAAGAGAAGUCGGCAUGGAACCCUAAGCCGCUGGAUGUGGACCUGUCGGCAGAGGUGGCGGCGCGUCUCAACCUGAAGGACAGGGAUCCAUGUCUGCCCUCGUCCGCAUCCACACCGGCUGUGGCCCAGAGCCGAGCCGUGUCUCAGCCAGAGGAGGAGCUACCCCGCCUCACCAAGGAGAUGCAUCAGGAAGUGUGUGCAGCUCUGGCCCAGCGGGACGCCAGUCUGGUCCUCAGCAGCGCCUUCAAGCUGCACAUCACACAGAGAGACCUGGCCACCCUGCAGGAGGGCUCCUGGCUAAAUGAUGAGGUGAUCAACUUCUACCUGAACCUGGUGAUGAGUCGCAGCAUGGGCCAACAGGGGGCGCCGGGGAGCUCAGGUGUGUCGAGCUCGUCUGGGCUGAGGAGGGUGUACUCCUUCAGCACCUUCUUCUUCCCCAAGCUGCGGGGCGGGGGGCACGCGGCCGUGCGCAGGUGGACCAAGGCCGUCGACCUCUUCACCUUUGACCUCAUCCUGGUGCCCCUGCACCUGGGCGUGCACUGGUCACUCGCGGUUGUGGACUUCAAGAUGAAGAGUGUGAAGUCAUAUGACUCCAUGGGUCAGAGGCACGACGACAUCUGCAACCUCGUACUGAGGUAUCUGAAGGAGGAGAUGAGUGCCAAGAAAGGAAAAGAUCUGGACCUCAGCAAGUGGACCGUCUGUAGUCUAAAGGCCUCAGAGAUUCCUCAACAGAAGAAUGGGAGUGACUGUGGAGUCUUUGCCUGCAAAUAUGCGGACUACAUCUCCCGUUCAAGACCCUUGACCUUCAGACAGUGCCACAUGCCUCUCUUCAGAAAGUUGAUGAUCUGGGAAAUCCUCAACCAGCGGCUGCUGUGAAAGACUAAUUGAAGUCUCCUGGUUCCCUCCCCCAGAACACCAUGGACCAACUUACUUAACCUCUUCCCAUCCUCUUCCCGACCCCCACCCCUUCCUUUCUCUUUCUUUUUUAUGAAACAUUAUGGCUGCAGACAAUAGCUUCUGUGUUAACUACAAGUAGGCAGUAUGUUUUUUGUUUUGUUUUGUUUGUUUUAAACCAAAUGAUAACUCAUUUCAUACAAGACAACACUAGAAGAAGAAGCACAGCUGGAAGAGUUAUUGAGUUUAUACCGAGUAGAUUUUUUUUUUUAGUUACAGAGCUGGUCAUUGUGGUCAUCAUUAUUCCUAGGUGUGUGUGUGUGUGUGUGUGUGUGUGUGUGUGUGUGUGUGUGUGUGUGUGUGUGUGUGUGUGUGUGUGUGUGUGUGUGUGUGUGUGUGUGUGUGUGUGUGUGUGUGUGUGUGUGUGUGUGUGUGUGUGUGUGUGUUUAUUGGUUAAGUGGGGCAUGCAUCUCUUUAGGGGUGUACGUGCACAUGCUGAUACUUCUUAAGAGGUAUAAAUCGUCUUUGUAGAGGUGUAAAAUAGACUAAAAGAGGUGGUAACAUACAGUAAUUGGCCGUACUACUACUGUGGUAGUGCUACUACAAUAUAUUAGAGGUGAAAUGACCACGGGUUUAGCCUCCUACAGUAAUAUUACAGUGUAUUGGCCACAGGGCUAGCACCCUAGAUUGAUAUUACAUCAAAGAAGCCACAAGUUUGGCCUAUUUAACAUUGGCAAUAUUACAGAUUCAAUCACCACCAGUGCCAGACAUCGAGACUGAAUGGCUGAUUUUGAUGUUGCCCUAUUACAGUCAAUCUCAAUAGCUGCUUGCAGUACUACAGUCAAUCUACACAGCUGCUUGAAGUCCUGAAAUUUCCUCCAUAAUGUAUUUUUUGAGAAGUGUGAAAAGAAAACCUCGACAGGGUCUGUGAUAUUUGAUGAGCGAAAUCAAACGUUGGCCAAUAGGCACACAAAUCACUUUUGUGUCUUCUUACUUAUGUUUUCUUUUGAAACGUAGUUGAGAGUCUCAUGUUGAGUCGACAAGUUCACCUUUUGUGUUCCAAAUCUGUCCGUAUCUUUGAGUGUGCGUGCUUGUGUUUGAGAUGGGUGCCCAUCAGUGCUGUUUGUGGUGUCAAGUGUUGCACGCACACACUUGAGUCUUGUUGACAAAGUGAUUGUAAUGCCAUUCUGUAAUGUGUUCCUUUAGAGUAGACUGAAGUGCCUUGAUCAUCUCCUCAUCCCUCAGUCCACCACACACAGUACAUAUGUGUGGCAUCCUGAACAGCGCCUGUCAGCUGUCUAUGUUUUAAGUGUGUGCGUGCGUGCGUAUGUCGGCCUGUAAGGCUGCUCCUGAAGUUCUCAUUACCGACUGUAUAAAGUAAACAAAAGGUCAGAUGUAAGUGUAUGGGUCAGUGGCGUGUUUUGUUUCGUUUUUAUUUUGGCUCAUACAUCAGGUGGUACAACCACAGAUAAUGACCAUAAUUCAAUUUGAUCAUUUAUUGCAAUGACUAUGCUUCUUUGAUAAACCAUAAAGAAAACAGAAUCCAUGCAAUGGUGGCAUUAGCUGUCGUUUCCUCACCCUGACGCCUGCUACUACUAAAGCGUCAUUGACCCAUAUACCGGUAACUCCAUGUGUUGCUCCACAGCCAGUCGUGGUAUCCCUUGCAUCCCCUGAGUGCUAGAACCAUACAGACAUUAUGUUGACAUUUUUUUUUGCAUUCCGAACCAUGGACAUGCAGACAUCUAGACCCCAAUUUGUCUAUGGCCAGAACAGCAGAUUGUUGAUGACAAGAAAUGCAUGCAGUCCUACAGUCAAGCUACAGUAAUCGAUAGCCUAAUGUGCCCCCUCUACCCUCUACCCUACCCUCAGAUCUCUCCCCAAACGCCCUUAAUUUAAAGACAAAAGAAAAAACGUUAUAUAUUUAUUUUGUUACGUUCCUUAUUUCUAUAUUUUGUUUUUGCCUUGUGAAUAAUAUAAUCAGCUUCUUGUGUAUGCUUGCUUGUUUGUUUUUGUGUGUGUGUGUGUGUUUGGUUUUUUUUUUCAGAGAUGUGAGAUUACAUUGAAUGUAAGAUAGUAAGCAGCUAAAUUCAAACAAGCGAAUCUUAACACUAUGGGCUGAUCUGAAGUAUUUAUGUGGCAACUCGCACGGUAGAGCAUGUCUCCUGUGUGGAUAGAUCUGUGAAGAUGGUUGCUCCUUAUUUUUGUAUACAAUAAAGAACUGGAUAAAAAUGG
Molecule: messenger RNA, 4248 nt
Organism: Engraulis encrasicolus (European anchovy)
Lineage: Eukaryota; Metazoa; Chordata; Actinopteri; Clupeiformes; Engraulidae
Gene: senp2
Product: SUMO specific peptidase 2
Exons: 17
Coding region: 154-1998 (614 amino acids)
Biological process (GO): proteolysis; protein desumoylation
Cellular component (GO): nucleus
Molecular function (GO): deSUMOylase activity
Source: RefSeq, a predicted model, not a curated record